Messenger RNA from Alosa alosa (allis shad), 2444 nucleotides. RefSeq names its product motor neuron and pancreas homeobox 2a (gene mnx2a). Gene Ontology annotation, cellular component: nucleus. Lineage: Eukaryota; Metazoa; Chordata; Actinopteri; Clupeiformes; Clupeidae. Gene Ontology annotation, biological process: neuron projection morphogenesis; regulation of DNA-templated transcription; spinal cord motor neuron cell fate specification. Gene Ontology annotation, molecular function: DNA-binding transcription factor activity, RNA polymerase II-specific; sequence-specific double-stranded DNA binding. Bases 253 to 1329 code for a protein of 358 amino acids. The record is from RefSeq and is a predicted model, not a curated record. The transcript is spliced from 3 exons.
ACCACGUCAAGUCACACUAAAUGUUAAAGAGCAUUGCAAGGCAAAUACGGCACAAGCUGAAGCGUAAUAGCCAAACAGAUUUCGAAAAAAAAAGGUCGGGUAUGCAGCGAUUUGAUCAGAUUAAGUAGGCAGACUUGAUUUACAAAUUUGCGCAAUUUUACUGACCAUUUUCUGGAUGCAAAUAUUUGUUCGAAUUUCGAAUUUUAAUUUCACUUUAAUAUAAAAGUAUUGCUGGCUGCAAAGCAAUACUAAAUGAGAACGUGCUCUGAGUCAUCUCAGGUUCCAGUUGCCCUCAUUGAGUUGAAAACCUUCACACUUAUGACCAUGGACAAGUCUAAGAACUUUCGCAUCGAUGCCCUGUUGGGAGCGGAAUCACGGCCGUUCAGCCACACGGGCUCACCGACCCACUGCGGGGACAGCAUGGAGGGCAGAGUAGUGGCAUGCAGACAGACAGAAACAUCUCCCCGCGGGACAACCGGAAUCAUCCCAAUCCAAACCGGAAUUAUCCCCAAACCGGGCCUUUUGAACAUCUCCACCCCGGGAAUUACUUCACUGUCCCAAACUACCAUACCAGGGAUGUACCCGGCACCCAUGUACUCCCUCGCCGCUCUUGGGGCUCAGCAUCCAGCGUUCUCCUACUCGGGCUUCCCGCAUAUGCCAUACCCUGAGGCGCACUUGAAGGCGGCCGCUAUGGCUGGUGGGUUUCCGCUGGAGCACUGGAUCCGGGCGGGGAUGAUGAUGCCACGUCUCGCAGACUACAGUGCUCCGCAGGCAGGCCUGAUGGGGAAGUGUCGGCGGCCCAGGACGGCCUUCACCAGCCAGCAGCUGCUGGAGCUGGAGAACCAGUUCAAGCUGAACAAGUACCUGUCUCGGCCCAAGCGCUUCGAGGUGGCCACCUCUCUCAUGCUCACGGAGACACAGGUGAAGAUUUGGUUCCAGAACCGCCGUAUGAAGUGGAAGCGAAGCCGCAAGGCCAAGGAGCAGUCCGGCCAGCAGGGGUCAGAGGUCAGGCUCCUGGGGUCCAAGCGGUCCGGUAAGCCUGGCGGCGCCGGCGACACCCGUCGCUCCAGCGCCCACGACGACGACGAGGACCUGGAGUGCGAGGAAGAGGAGGAGGAGGAGGAAGAUGAGGCCGAGGAGGAGGAGACGGGGUUCCGGGCCUCCGUGGGGGCAAUAGGAGGGGCUGGGGGCAUGCGGGGGGUGGCGGCGGCCCGUCAGGUGGACUUCUCGCAGCACUCGUCGGAGCUCAGCUACAGCUCCCACGGCUCCUACUCCGAGGACGAGCUGGACGAGCUGAGUGUGGACAGGAGGACCGGCGUGGCGUUAUGAGGAAGUGACAUCGAGGCCGUCCCGUUAACCAUGCUUGUUGCAUCCUUGAAAUGCACCUUUAGGUAUCCACUGUUUGUGACGUGAUUGAAGGGCACGGAGCAUGGUGCUCAAAUCCGCUUUCCUUCUUUGACCCCACUCUUCCCUCUUUAUACCCCUGUUGCCCACUCUAAUACUUCACAAAAGUGGUACUUUGAGGUGCACUGUCAGAAGUGCAAGUGCACAAGUGCUCAAGUGUGCAUCAGCGGGAUGCGGCCCUCUUCAGCUUCCUCUGGCUGAAUUACAUUCCUGACUCUGGGGGACUGACCACUGAAACCUCCCCAUGCACUCAGUAUGUACAGGCCACUUCUACAGUGGUUUGGACUGAAGAAAAAAGAAGAAAAAGCAAGACUGUUACCUGCUAUGAGUUCAGGAGGAGGGGACCAUUAUUAAAGAAGCUCAACUUCUCUUUUUCCCCUGUUAUUACCCAACCCAACAUUAUGGGAUUUUGAUAUGACAGACUACAUCUUCACUGAGUAAAAUCCCAAAGUCAUCCCCAAGUCCACCCGUUCACAACAACAACAAUAAUAAGGUCCUUUUUUGUAUUUAAAUAAUCUUUUGGAAAUUAUAAACUGUGCCAAUGCACAUACCAAAUAGCAGUGAUAUUGCAAUGUAAUGCCAAAUAGCAGACAUUCUUAGUACCAUUCACAAGUGUAAUUCAGUUAGGCUACAAUUGAAUGAUUCUGGCCUGGUUCCAUGUAUAGGCCUACAUAUCACUAUUAGAGGACUGAUCUGAACAAAAGAGCCAUGCUUGUAGAUCUCUGUCUGUCUUCUGUCUGUCUGUCUGUCUGAGAAAAGCAAGUCACUUAAAAUGAGUUUACUUUAAGCACUGUACAAAUGGGAUUUCUUUACUUACUCAUUUGUCAUGUUAGUGGUGUCAUUGUUUAAUGUUAUUUAAAUUGUUUAAAUUAUAUUUAAUUUAUUGGCUUUUAAAUAAAUUAUAGUAAUUAUUACUAGUCACUGUCUAUAGCCUAUAAAAAAUAAAAAAACAUAGCAAUGAAAAUACAUUAGCCAAAUAAAUGCUGCAUUUUCUUAAAUGACAAAUAAAAACAGUGUGGCUUGGGCAAUAUUUUUGAAGU